This is a messenger RNA of Leopardus geoffroyi (Geoffroy's cat), 2573 nucleotides long. It is a transcript of the gene ACOT12, whose product is annotated as acyl-CoA thioesterase 12. The record is from RefSeq and is a predicted model, not a curated record. Lineage: Eukaryota; Metazoa; Chordata; Mammalia; Carnivora; Felidae. The transcript is spliced from 16 exons. Gene Ontology annotation, molecular function: lipid binding; acetyl-CoA hydrolase activity. The coding region runs from base 340 to 1992 and encodes 550 amino acids. Gene Ontology annotation, cellular component: extracellular exosome.
CGUACAUUACUUCAUUUAAUUCUCUCUACAGUCCUCUGACCUAAGUACUGCUGUCCUCCCUUUACACUUGAGAAAUUCGGGCUGCUUCCAGCUUUGCCAAGCUUGGUGGCCCCGGAUUUGGCUUCUGACACCCAAGAGAGAUCUCUUUCGCGCUCCUCGCGAUAUUCCCGGCACCUCGAAUCCCACGUGCCAGUGCACCGGACGGGCCCUGGCGACCCGCGGGGCGCGGGGCUCGGGCCCACGGCUGCGGCGCCGGUGCCCUGCGGAGCGAGCGUGGUUUCCGCGCUGACCUGCUCGGCCCGACGCCCUCAGCCCAGGGGCUUCGCGGCGGGCCGGGCUAUGGAGCGCCCCGAGCCCGCCGAGGUGAGCAUGAGCCAGGCCAUCCAGCCCGCGCACGCCAACCUGCGCGGCGAGCUGAGCGCGGGGCAGCUUCUCAAGUGGAUCGACGCCACCGCCUGCCUGGCUGCUGAAAAGCAUGCUGGGAUUUCCUGUGUUACAGCCUCAGUGGAUGACAUACAAUUUGAGGAGACAGCUAGAGUUGGACAAGUGAUAACCAUCAAAGCGAAAGUUACCAGAGCAUUCAGCACAAGCAUGGAGAUCAGCAUCAAGGUGAUAGUACAGGACAUGCUCACUGGUAUUGAGAAACUUGUUAGUGUGGCUUUCUCUACAUUUGUAGCCAAACCAGUUGGAAAAGAAAAGAUUCAUUUAAAACCAGUCACACUUCUGACUGAGCAAGAUCAUGUGGAACAUAAUCUGGCUUCAGAGAGAAGGAAAGUUCGAUUACAUCAUGAAGAUACCUUUAAAAACUUGAUGAAAGAAAAUAGCGAGUUUGAUGAUCCUAUUUGUGAUGAAGAAGAAGGAAUGGUUUCUACAGGUGGCACCGCUGUUCAGAGCAUUGAACUUGUCCUCCCACCCCAUGCAAACCAUCAUGGAAAUACAUUUGGUGGCCAAAUUAUGGCUUGGAUGGAGAGUCUGGCUACUAUUUCUGCAAGCCGCCUCUGUAGGGCACACCCCCUUCUAAAGUCCGUGGACAUGUUUAAGUUUCGGGGACCAUCUGCUGUUGGAGAUCGUCUUGUUUUCAAUGCCAUUGUCAACAAUACAUUUCAGACCUGUGUUGAAGUGGGAGUGCGCGUGGAAGCCUUUGACUGUCAGGAGUGGUCUAAGGGCCAAGGCCGUCACAUCAACAGUGCUUUUCUCAUUUAUAAUGCUGUCAAUGAUAAGGAAGAAAUGGUCACAUUUCCCAGAAUCAAACCCAUAUCAAAGGAUGAUUUUAGACGGUAUCGUGGAGCUAUUGCACGCAAGAGAAUUCGCCUAGGCAGAAAAUAUGUUACUUCCCACAAAGAAGAAGUGCCAGUUUGUGUACAAUGGGACAUAAGCAACCAGGUAUCCCUGAGUAAUGCCAAUGUGGAGGCUCUCAAAAAUCUGGCAGCCAAGAGUGGCUGGGAGGUUACCAGUGCUGUGGAAAAGAUAAAAAUAUAUACCCUGGAAGAGCAUGACCUUUUAUCUGUUUGGGUUGAAAAGCAUGUGGAAAGACCAGCACACUUGACUUACCAUCUCCUGUCUGACUUUACCAAAAGACCUUUGUGGGACCCUCAUUUCGUGUCCUGUGAAGUCAUAAACUGGGUGAGUGAAGGUGAUCAGAUAUAUUAUAUCACUUGUCCUAUAGUGAAUGGUGACAAACCCAAAGACUUGGUAGUACUUGUAUCACGAAGAAGGCCUCUCAAAGAUGGUAGCACUUACACGGUAGCAGUAAAAUCGGUUCUUCUGCCUUCAGUCCCCCCUUGUCCACACUACAUCAGAAGUGAAAUCAUAUGUGCUGGAUUUCUCAUCCGUGCUAUUGACAGCAGCUCCUGUACCGUAUCAUACUUCAACCAGAUUUCUGCUAGCAUCUCUCCUUACUUUGCUGGAAAUCUUGGUGGCUGGUCAAAAUCCAUAGAAGAGACAGCAGCCUCUUGUAUAAAAUUCAUAGAGAAUGCUACUGAUGAGCACUGAACUGUACCUACCCACCACUUCUCGUACCUGGCCUUCAGGGGAGAAGGAGGAAAGAGAAGAGAGAUACAAUGGAAGAAGAUACGUGUCCUCUGGAGUGUUCGAGAGCCACUGCACACAAGACUAGACCUUAAACCAUGAUUAGAUAGGCAAAGUGUUGUGAACUGUUGAACCUGUAGGCAAAAGUUGUGUCCAGAUGCAUUUUUUGAGGAGGAUGUCUGUAAUUCUUAUCAAAUAAAUGACCAAUAACCUCAAAAAAGGUUAGGACCCACUGCUCAUCUGUACAGGUCAGACAAGGGUGAGCAGUUACAAAAGGAAUGAAAUUAACUUUUGUUUUAGGGCCUUCUGACUGCCAGGCAGCCUCAUCCUAAUAAAAAUACCUGUCUGUCUACUUUAAGCAACAUUCCAGGAUUGUGAAUUACAACACAUAUGGUUUCUAAGAUUAGCUUAAUGGUCAAACACUGUUACUUAAUGGUCAAGCAUUGUAAAUAUGACAUGCUUAUAAUGUUAAGUGACUUAUCCAGAAAAAUGACCCUACAGGAUGUAAACGUGGCUGAAUUCUCACUUCUGUGUGAUCUGUUUUC